GAGUGUGUGUGUGCGUGGUGUGGUGUGGUGUGGUGUGUGUGUGUGUGUGUGUGUGUGUGUGUGUGUGUAUGUGUAUGUGUGUGUGGAGCGCAAGUGUGUUUGCAUUGUGCACCAGAAGCAGGAGAACAAGAGGAGAGGAGCACACUGUCCUACUCUCGCUUUUUCUUCCAUUCUGCUGUUGCUCUGCCGUGGACACCUGAACAAGACAAGAACUGAGGGGAGUGGAGUGUGUGUGUGUGUGUUGUGGGGGUGGGUGGGUCAGGCAGGGAAAGAUGAGAUCAAAGAGCCAGGUGAGGAGGAGACACAGGAGCUUCUGUUUCUUUCUCUCUCUCUCUCUCUCUCGCUCUCUCUCUCUCUCUCUCUCCCUCUCUCUCUCUCUCUCUGACGCGCUGUAGUCUGUGAGUGAGUGUUUGUGUGAGGGAGAGAGAGAUCCAGCCAAAUCGGUCCACUUCCCUCAUCCAAGCAGACAGUGAACCUGGAGAGGAAGGAGCAGCCUGUCUCCACACUAACUAUUAAAGACAUAUGGUGGACUGCAUCCUCCGUGUCUUUAGCUUCUCCCCGGCAGGGCUGGCUGUUCUGGAAAACGCAGAUGUCACAUUAUGGGACAAAUUAAGAAAUGGCUGUAUAUAUGUGACUGUACAUGAGGACUGUGGCCUAAUUAUAAACACAGGGGUGAAAUGAACCGCUGCCCCAGAUGAGGAUUACUACAGUGACAGCCAUAAUAACAUGUUUAUGUGUAUAUGUUAUACAUGAUCUACAAUAACACAACGAGUGUUAAAAUAGUCCAACCCCUCCAACCAGAAACCUCUCAACAUCAUUAAGAAUGCAUCAUUCUGUGGGAGGAGAAAGAUAAAGUGUUGUACCUUCUCCUACCAUUCCCAGAGGCCUAUCUCAUCCCUUCUCCUACCACUCCAGAGGUCAAUCUCAUCCCUUCUCCUACCACUCCCAGAGGCCUAUCUCAUCCCUUCUCCUACCACUCUAGAGACCCAUUCCAUCCCUUCUCCUACCACUCCAGAGACCCAUUCCAUCCCUUCUCCUACCACUCCAGAGACCCAUUCCAUCCCUUCUCCUACCACUCCAGAGAACCAUCUCAUCCCUUCUCCUACCACUCCAGAGACCCAUCUCAUCCCUUCUCCUACCACUCCCAGAGGCCUAUCUCAUCCCUUCUCCUACCACUCCAGAGACCCAUUCCAUCCCUUCUCCUACCACUCCAGAGACCCAUUCCAUCCCUUCUCCUACCACUCCCAGAGGCCUAUCUCAUCCCUUCUCCUACCACUCCAGAGACCCAUCUCAUCCCUUCUCCUACCACUCCCAGAGGCCUAUCUCAUCCCUUCUCCUACCACUCCAGAGACCCAUUCUAUCCCUUCUCCUACCACUCCAGAGACCCAUUCCAUCCCUUCUCCUACCACUCCCAGAGGCCUAUCUCAUCCCUUCUCCUACCACUCCAGAGACCCAUUCCAUCCCUUCUCCUACCACUCCCAGAGACCCAUUCCAUCCCUUCUCCUACCACUCCAGAGACCCAUUCCAUCCCUUCUCCUACCACUCCCAGAGGCCUAUCUCAUCCCUUCUCCUACCACUCCCAGAGGCCUAUCUCAUCCACAGUCCAGACUCCCACCAUCUAGUCUGGUUACCAGGUGCACGACCAGACUUCAUCUCUAGAAUGACAGUGGGAUUUUGCCAGACCUCCACCUGUCCAGGGUGACCUGUCCAUGACCUGUCCAGCUCUACCUGCCCUGAUAGACAGUACCCCCGCUCCCUGAGCCUCUGUUCCUCAUCCCUAGCCCACCCCCCAAACCCCCCAGUCCCUGGUUCCUCAGCCCCAACCCACCCCCAAACCCCCAGUCCCCGGUUCCUCAGCCCCAACCCACCCCCAAACCCCCGGGUUCCUCAGGUCCAACUCACCCUCCAAACCCCCCACUCCCCUAGUUCCUCAUCCCCAACCCACCCCCAAAUCCCCCGGUCCCCCGGUUCCUCAGCCCCAACCCACCCCCAAACCCCUCCAGUCCCCCUGUUCCUCAGCAACCAGCCCGAAGCAGGGGAGGAUGGGUGAUGGGCCUGUGAGUCUCCCUGGUCUCACUCCUUCCUUCUCUCUCAUCCUCUCAUGGAGCCUCCUGUUGACAGCUCCACCUCCCCCUGGAACUCUUCCCAGUCCUCUCUCUCCGGACUUCCAGGUCCCUGGCUCCCAGCCUUCCCAGCCUCGCUGCACCCCAAUGCCUCUAAAGUGAGUCUUCCCGUGGACACCGGCGCCAGCAGAGCCCCCCUGGCCCAGUCCCUGGCCCUGUGUGUGAUGCUUCUCAUGGACCUCUUAGCGGUCGUAGGCAACCUAGCCGUCAUGGCUGUCAUCACCAAGACACCGCAGCUGAGGAAGUUCGCCUUCGUGUUCCACCUGUGUCUGGUUGACCUGCUGGCGGCUCUGGUUCUGAUGCCUCUGGGCAUGCUGCCGGACCGGGUUUUGGCGCACGACGAGGCACUGUGCCGGAGCUACCUCUGUCUUAGCGUGGGUCUGGUCAGUGCCGCCAUUUUAUCUAUCUCUGCCAUCAACGUGGAGAGGUACUAUUAUAUUGUCCACCCCAUGCGCCAUGAGGUCAAGAUGACCGUGGGGGUGGUUGUGACGGUGUUGGUCGGGAUCUGGAUCAAAGCUAUUGUCACGUCAGCAAUGCCACUCCUGGGCUGGGUCUUCCAGGGUAGCCAGGGGUUAGGGGUCGAACUCGGAGGGGGACUAGAGGCUCCCAUGAUCCCGAGUCAUCCAAGCCAGAGACGUUGCUCCCUACACUGGACCGGAGGAGGAGGGACCACACGGUUAAUAUUCAUGCUCUUCUUCACAUUUGUCUACUUCCUGUGUCCAGUGCUGAUCAUCCUUGUUGUGUACUGUAACAUGUUUAAAGUAGCCAGGGUGGCAGCCAUGCAGCAUGGCCCCUUACCUACUGGGAUGGACACACCUGGGCCCCGCCCUCACCGCUCCGAGUCCCUCAGCAGCCAAUCCACCAUGGCUGCCAGCCUGGGAGGCCCCGGAGGUGGCCCUGGGGGCCCAUGUCCUCCACUCCGCACCCCCAGUCAGAGGACCUUCAACGGGGGUAAAGCUGCGGCAGUACUGGUGGCGGUUGGAGGCCAGUUCCUAUGCUGCUGGCUGCCUUACUUCUCCUUUCACCUGUACGCCGCCCUGGUCUCCACCCCCCCGGCCUCCCUGGCUUCGGACCAGAUGGAGGAAGUCGUGACCUGGAUCGGUUACUUCUGCUUCACCUCUAACCCCUUAUUCUACGGCUGUCUGAACCGGCAGAUCCGCACGGAGCUGGGCCGAAGCCUGGCCUGUAUCUUUAAGCGGGCGGGGCCGGGCAACGGGGAUCAGCUGGCCAGCCGAGAGGCCUCCAUCGAGGAGAACUUCCUCCAGUUCCUCCAGGGGACAGGGUGCAAUCUGGAGCCCUGCGAAUCUCAGGCACACAGCAGGGCUAGCAGGCCAGAGGAGCUGGAGGAGGUGGGGGAGAGGGGCCCUCUUCAAGAUGGACCUUGUCAGGAGAACACGUUGGUCCAGGAACACACGCCUGUUGACUUCCACAUCCCUGGACAGAUUAUCGAGGAGACCUCUGAGUUCUUGGAGCAGCAGCAUCUGAAUCUGAACAAUGACAUCAACCUAGCAGACAACUGCUGCAGGGUACACAGAACAUUGCUGGACAGCGCCUGAGCUGUAGCUGACACCGGCCACUCAUGUGUACAGUAGGCCUUUUUUUCAGAGGUGGAAACACUAAAGUCUUAGUCUGUAGAACAAGCACCGGUGUAGAGUCCUAUGGUGGAAACGGCAGAUAGAUGCCAUGUUCUUUAGUAUGUCUGAGUAUUCCAUCUGAUGCUGGACUUGAUGGUGUUGUGUCCACAUUUGCUACAGUAUGAUUAUGGGACAUGAUGUGUACAUAGCAAGUAGUUACUACUACAACUCUAAUGUAUAGAGUUGCUAUCUUCUUUUGAAGAUUUCAUGUUGUUAUUAUCAGUCUAAAUCUCUAUGUUCAUUCUUCUGUCACUAGAAUCAGGGUUCCUUUAUGGGAAGGUUAGGAGGUAUGAUACAUGGUUGGAGAAAAUUCCAUUUAAAUUCAGUAAACUCCAGAAGUAAACAGACAUUUUAAUUCCCAUCUAUCCUCCAUGCUUUUCUAUGAGGUUUAGUUCCUGAAUUACCCUAACCCUGGUAUGAUGACAUUGCUACCCAUUUUCUAUCAAGACCAAAACUCCUUACAUUAAAUAUAUUUACUGCCAGUCUA
Messenger RNA from Oncorhynchus tshawytscha (Chinook salmon), 4244 nucleotides. Its product is annotated as G-protein coupled receptor 61. The transcript has 4 exons. Lineage: Eukaryota; Metazoa; Chordata; Actinopteri; Salmoniformes; Salmonidae. Gene Ontology annotation, biological process: G protein-coupled receptor signaling pathway. Bases 2102 to 3679 code for a protein of 525 amino acids. The record is from RefSeq and is a predicted model, not a curated record. Gene Ontology annotation, cellular component: plasma membrane; signaling receptor complex; endosome. Gene Ontology annotation, molecular function: G protein-coupled receptor activity.